AUGGAUCCGCUGUCGUUCACUGUCGCAGCAACCCAGCUUCUUGGGGCUAUCAACUCCGUCAUUCUCAUCGUUACCAGAUAUAAUGAGGAGAUGAAGAAGACGCCCCGUGACUUGCUUCGGUUUUUCGAAGAACUCAGGGGGCUCCGUCAUGUCCUCGAGUCUCUCGAGUCUCUCGUUCUCAAGGCGAAGAGCCUGAAAGCCGAUAUAUCUACCGAUUCCAUCAUCCAGGAUCUGUUUCCUCUCUACGAGCCCUUGACUCUUUAUGUUACAGCGGACUUUCGACAGGAACUUCAUAGAUGGCUUAUAGCCCCUGACCCGACGAUCAACCACCAAGCCGCCUUGAAGAAGCGCAGCGAUGCUACCGGAGCAUGGCUGGCCGAGAUCAAACUAUUCGCUGAAUGGAUGGAAAACCCGCGGUCUUUCAUCUGGCUUUACGGCAUUCCCGGGUGUGGAAAGACGAUUCUCACCACCACUGCCAUAGAGCACGCCACAAAGGUUUCCAAGCAAGUCCUUGGAAGAGCGACAGCCUACUUUUACGUCGACUUCAAUGAAAAGGAGAAAUAG
Molecule: messenger RNA, 564 nt
Organism: Colletotrichum orchidophilum
Lineage: Eukaryota; Fungi; Ascomycota; Sordariomycetes; Glomerellales; Glomerellaceae
Exons: 2
Coding region: 1-564 (187 amino acids)
Source: RefSeq, a predicted model, not a curated record